Wasmannia auropunctata (little fire ant) is the source of this 1924-nucleotide messenger RNA. Its product is annotated as iron/zinc purple acid phosphatase-like protein. The record is from RefSeq and is a predicted model, not a curated record. Lineage: Eukaryota; Metazoa; Arthropoda; Insecta; Hymenoptera; Formicidae. Gene Ontology annotation, molecular function: metal ion binding; acid phosphatase activity. The transcript has 8 exons. Bases 366 to 1682 code for a protein of 438 amino acids.
UAGCCACGCUCGCGUUAUAAGAAAAUGACAGAUCAACGCUGACGGAAGCAAACCAGCUGCGGGGGCUGUGGGGGAGUUUAAUUAAUGAUUAUUCAAGCGUCAUCGUGUCGGAACGUUAAUGCGCGUUAAUGCACACGGCGGUGGCUCGACGAUGUCACGCAUUUACUGAUAACGCACGAUUGUGCGUUGUUUUUGAUACAUAACCCUCGACCGUUUUUUUCUUGGUAGUCGUUCCUUUGUGUGACAGGCAGGAUAAGGACUCGUAGGACGCAGGACGCUUGUGUGAGCAGGUAUGAUAUCGCCGUAUCAGAUAAUCAAUUAAUGCAUAUCAUAUCUGACCUUGUUUCUGAUCCGUAUAAGCAACAAUGUCUUUGCAUAUCACAUUGACGAUCCUAUCUCUCUUCUCUGCUGCGUUUGCCUCUGUGAUACAUCAUCAGCCGGAAGCUGUACACCUUUCCUACGGUGACAACAUUCAUGACAUUGUCGUCACUUGGAGCACAAGAAAUGAUACAGAAGAGUCAAUAGUGGAGUAUGGUAUAGGUGGAUUCAUUCUGCGAGCGGAAGGAAAUUCUACUCUUUUCGUCGAUGGUGGACAUAAGAAACGAGAACAGUACAUCCACAGAGUGUGGCUGAAGAAUUUAACGCCCAACAGCAAAUACAUAUAUCAUUGCGGUAGCCGUUAUGGAUGGUCAAAUGUGUUCUACAUGAGAACCGCACCAGAGGCUUCUGCAGAUUGGUCGCCGCAAAUAGUUAUCUUUGGCGAUAUGGGCAACGAGAAUGCGCAGAGUUUGUCGCGAUUGCAAGAGGAGACGGAGCGUGGCUUGUACGACGCUGCCAUACAUGUUGGCGAUUUCGCUUAUGACAUGAAUACGGAUGACGCACGUGUGGGAGACGAGUUUAUGCGGCAAAUCGAAUCCGUUGCCGCUUACAUACCGUAUAUGACCGUACCUGGCAACCACGAAGAGAAAUUUAAUUUUAGCAAUUAUAGGGCCCGAUUUACUAUGCCAGGCGAUUCAGAAGGCUUGUGGUACAGCUUUAAUAUAGGUCCUGUACAUUUUGUAGCUAUAGAAACUGAGGCUUAUUACUUCAUGAAUUAUGGUAUAAAGCAAAUGGUUAAACAGUAUGAAUGGUUGGAUAAAGAUCUGCGUGAAGCUAAUAAACCUGAAGCAAGAGCGCGACGUCCGUGGAUAGUAACAUUUGGACAUAGGCCAAUGUAUUGCAGCAAUAAAAAUGCAGACGAUUGUACGAACCAUCAGAGUCUGGUUAGAGUUGGAUUACCGUUUUUAAAUUGGUUUGGAUUGGAGGAUCUGUUUUUCAAGCAUAAAGUCGAUUUAGAAAUCUGGGCGCACGAACACAGUUACGAAAGGAUGUGGCCCAUGUACAACUUUCAGGUGUACAACGGUAGUUACGAAGAACCAUAUACAAAUUACAAAGCACCUGUACACAUAGUUACUGGAUCAGCUGGUUGCAAGGAAGGUCGAGAGAGCUUUAUUCCAAACUCACCGGAAUGGUCCGCAUUUCGUAGCUCAGAUUAUGGAUACACAAGAAUGAAAGUGUUCAACAAAACUCAUUUAUAUCUAGAACAGGUGUCCGAUGAUAAGGAUGGUGCUGUUUUAGACAGAGUUUGGCUCGUGAAAGAGAAACCUUUGCCACAAUAUGUAGAAGUUUCUUCUGCAAAUUAAUGUGAUAAUAUAAUUAAAUUUAAUUUUAAUUAACGCCGUAUUACAAAAUAACAAUUGACACAAAAUAGAGAUUAAAAACAUCUGUCAACUAAACUGUUUUAGUGAAUAAGAACUUUCUUUUACUUCGACUGUGUAUUAUACGUAUAAUUAUAUAAUUGUAAUUCGAAUUUGGUACACAUUUUAUGUAACUGGACAUACCACGGUCGAAAUGUAUACAUGAACAAUAAAAUAUGUGAUAUUUA